UUAUACUAAUUAGCAAUCAAAAUAAUCGAGAAAAUUGGUAAUGAAGCAAUAAUAAUGGCGAAUUCAUUCCUCGUCUCCAUCCUAGCACUCAAUGAUCACUCUAAAACCUUUCUCCUCUGGAAUACUUUUGACACAUUCCAUCAGGUCGUUAUCGCCUCAUUCAUGGGAUUAAUACUUAUAAUCAUAGUGCAUUACCGAUAUCAAAAGCUACUGGAUCGGAGGAUAAUACCGCGGUUGAGGCCUUCGCAAUCUGGACGCCGUACCGAGAAGCUUGAAAGAUUUUCGCACUAUGUAGCAAGGCAAAUGGGAUUUGCAGAUAAGAGACAAUGUCCGCAUUUGUGCAAACUAGCUGCGGAGUACAUAAGAAAGACAGAGACCUGCGAGGAAGAUGCCUUCACUUUCUUCGCGGAGGAGCUUGAUGCAGAUUCCUUGUUUGUGAAGCUAGUAGAGGAGUUGGAGCGAUGCAUCCUUAGUUACUUUGCUUUCCAUUGGAGCCAUGCUGAUCUCAUCAUUAGUCAGGUGUUGAGUGCUGAUGCAGAGCCCAAGAAGAAAUUCAAGCAUAUUGUCAUGGCUGCCACUAGAGAGCAAAGGUUUGAGAGGGUGACAAAAGAUCUCAAGGUGGCUAGGGUUUUCAAUACACUGGUAGAGGAAAUGAAAGCAAUGGGUUUAGCGUCCAAUGAUGAUUCAUGUACGGAGGUCAUGGAACCAGUGGCGCAUUCCAACAGGAGUCCAGUCCUCUUGCUCAUGGGUGGAGGCAUGGGAGCGGGGAAAAGCACUGUCCUCAAAGAUAUCCUUAAAGAACCAUUUUGGGCUGGAGCAUCAGCAAAUGCAGUAGUUAUUGAGGCGGAUGCUUUCAAAGAAUCAGACGUCAUCUUUAAAGCCUUGAGCUCCAGGGGACAUGUUGACAUGAUCCAAACAGCAGAGCUUGUGCACCAAUCGUCCACAGAUGCAGCAUCCUCUCUGUUGGUGACAGCACUUAACGACGGGCGAGAUGUGAUCAUGGAUGGUACACUCUCUUGGUUGCCCUUUGUGGUGCAGACAAUAACAAUGGCGAGAAAUGUGCAUCGAAGGCGUUACCGGAUGGGAGCGGGUUACAGAGUUGCAGAUGAUGGAGCUGUGACUGAGAAUUACUGGGAGCAAAUUGAAGAAGAACAACCACUUGAAGAAGGAAACAAGAAGAGAAAGCCAUACAGAAUAGAACUAGUUGGGGUUGUCUGUGAGGCUUACCUUGCUGUUGUUAGAGGCAUACGUUACAGGAGAGCCAUAAUGUGCAGAAGAGCUGUUAGGGUCAGGUCACAGCUCAGAUCACACAAAAGAUUUGCUAAUGCUUUUUUAACUUAUUGCCAAUUGGUUGACAACGCCAGACUAUAUUGCACCAAUGCAUUAGAAGGGUCACCGAAGUUGAUAGGAUGGAAAGAGAGGGACAAAACUCUAUUGGUUGAUCCAGAUGAGAUUGAUUGCUUAAAACGAGUGGGCAAAUUGAAUGAGGAUGCAGACUCGAUAUAUCAACUCUACCCCAUUCCAAAUCCAGCUUGUGCUGCUGGUUCGAUCUGGAAAGACAUUGUACUAUCACCUUCAAGGAUAAACAUUCAAAAAGAGUUGAAAUAUUCCAUUCAGAAAGUUGAAAGAGCAAAAAAGAUGAAUCAAAACUUUGUUAGAUGAGGCAUAAGCUAUUUCGAAAUUUUUUGGUUUUGAGGAUGAAUUUUUUUCCCAUUAUCUCUAUGGAAGAUGUUUGUUUUACUUAGGUGGUUCCACAUAUUAUUGGUCAUAUUUUUGUACAUUUUGGCCUCUAAAUU
Linum tenue is the source of this 1796-nucleotide messenger RNA. NCBI's taxonomy places the organism in Eukaryota, Viridiplantae, Streptophyta, Magnoliopsida, Malpighiales, Linaceae. The record is from the annotation of a GenBank genome assembly.